GGCUUGACGCCGGGAAAAGCAGCGGGUGGUACACGUCACUAGGGAACGUACUGCGGGCCGGCUGAGGCUGGCGGGCUCGGGCUUUCUUGGGAAACAGCCUCCUUCACACCUCUUGCCGGCCUCCUGAGUAGGGCGAGGCUUGCGUGUUUUACUUCCGGGUACCACAGCAACGACACCGGAAGCCGGAAGUGGGGAUUUCAGCGGCCGGAGAGGGGAAGAGCUACCGCGGAAUCGGGACUUGCUUGGAGUGACGGGCUCGAGGGGCGCUCGCGACCCGCUGCUCCCGCCCUUCUCACGUCGGAUCGAUUCUGCUGACAGGUGUGGCCCUCUUCCCCGAAGACAGGAAGACAGGGUACCAUCGGUGGGCGUUCCGCCGCCUCCUAGAUUCCCCCGGACGUCCAGGCUUCCUACUCCUGUUGGGCCCAGGUCCGUUUCUGCCGCCCGCUGCUAGGGCACUGGCCCAGGCGGGGCCGAUGCUGGACCCAGAUUACUUUGGCGGCGAGCUUGACUGUACCGCUUGGCCCUCCUCCGCGGCCGCGGAGUUUGACCACGCCCCUAGUUCGUGGAUGACUCUUCUAGUUCGGAGACAUUUUCUGUUCAUCAAACUUGACUGCAUUUGAGGGGAAUCUGCACAGGUCCCGUGUGACGCUCCUGCUGCCUUUCUCUUCCAAACCUUGACUUGUUGAAUGAGCAGGCCCCCCUGGAAGAGUCCACUGUGUGAGAUGGUGCAGCCCAGCGGUGGCCCGGCUGGGGACCAGGACAUGAUGGGUGAAGAGUCUUCUCUGGGGAAGCCGGCCAUGCUCCACCUGCCUUCGGAGCAGGGUGCUCCUGAGACCUUCCAGCGCUGCCUGGAGGAGAAUCAAGAGCUCCGAGAUGCCAUCCGGCAGAGCAACCAGAUGCUGCGGGAGUGCUGCGAGGAGCUGCAGCGUUUCCAGGGCAGCCAGAGGGAGGAGAAGGAGUUCCUCAUGCAGAAGUUCCAGGAGGCCAGGAAACUGGUGGAGAGACUGAACCUGGAGAAGCUGGACCUGAAGAGGCAGAGGGAGCAGGCCCUGCAGGAGGUGGAGCACCUGAAGAGAUGCCAGCAGCAGAUGGCUGAGGACAAGGCCUCGGUGAAAGCCCAGGUGACGUCCUUGCUGGGGGAGCUCCAGGAGAGCCAGAGUCGCUUGGAGGCUGCCACCAAGGAUCGGCAGGCUUUGGAAGCCAGGGCCCGGGCAGCCAGUGAGCAGGCCCGGCAGCUGGAGAGCGAGCGGGAGGCGCUGCAGCAGCAGCACAGCGUGCAGGUGGACCAGCUGCGCAUGCAGAACCAGAGCAUGGAGGCUGCUCUGCGCAAGGAGCGCCAGGUUGCCUCGGAGGAGAAGCGGAAGCUGGCGCAACUCCAGGCAGCCUAUCACCAGCUCUUCCAAGAUUAUGACAACCGCAUGAAGAGCAGCCUGAUGAGCAAUGAGCGAAACCGAGGAAUGCAGCUGGAAGAUCUCAAGCAGCAGCUCCAGCAGGCCGAGGAGGCCCUGGUGGCUAAGCAGGAAUUGAUCGAUAAGCUGAAGGAAGAGGCUGAGCAGCACAAGAUUGUGAUGGAGACCGUUCCGGUGCUCAAGGCCCAGGCGGAUAUCUACGAGGCUGAUUUCCAGGCUGAGCGGCAGGCCCGGGAGAAGCUGGCCGAGAAGAAGGAGCUGCUGCAGGAGCAGCUGGAGCAGCUGCAGCGGGAGUACAGCAGGUUGAAGGUCAGCUGUCAGGAGUCGGCCAGGAUUGAAGAUAUGAGGAAGCGGCAUGUAGAGGUUGCCCAGCCCCCUGCCCAAGCUCACCAGUCCUUUCACCCCGCGUUCAUCCAGAGAACGCCCCCCGAGGAGCCACCUGACUUCUGUUGCCCCAAGUGCCAGUAUCAGGCUCCUGACAUGGACACCCUGCAGAUCCACGUCAUGGAGUGCAUUCAGUAGAGCAGCCUGCCGGCGACCAGCCCAGGACAGUGCAAUCUCCGCUUCCCUCUCCCGCCUGCCUCGUUCCAGGCGAGGUGACGAAGAGCAGGCUGCUUCUUUGAGCGCCACGAGCUAGCUGCAGGGACUUCCGCUUCAGCUUCCCUGGCUGCUGGUUUGCCUCUUUUAGGGCCCACGGGGUCCCAGCCAGUCCUGAUGCUGUGCUCUUUUUGUCCGUUCUGUCUGCUUGAACCACUUGCCUCUUGGGCUCCCUCUUCCACCUCCAUUGGGGAAGUCAGGAAUCAAGGUCAAGGCUCUCAGAGAGGACUGCUUCCCAGCCUGAGAUGGGAGGGAGCCCUUCCUUCUGGCCCAGCUCCUGCGCAUGCACUGCGGGCACAGUCCUGGGCUGUGUGCUCUUCCGCUGGGAGGCUGCACCACGGCAUUUGCCUUGUUGCCAGUCUUUUUAUUGUCAUAAAUAAUGCCACAGUGAAAAUGCA
Molecule: messenger RNA, 2404 nt
Organism: Myotis brandtii (Brandt's bat)
Lineage: Eukaryota; Metazoa; Chordata; Mammalia; Chiroptera; Vespertilionidae
Gene: IKBKG
Product: inhibitor of kappa light polypeptide gene enhancer in B-cells, kinase gamma
Exons: 10
Coding region: 687-1931 (414 amino acids)
Biological process (GO): positive regulation of canonical NF-kappaB signal transduction
Cellular component (GO): IkappaB kinase complex; cytoplasm; nucleus
Molecular function (GO): K63-linked polyubiquitin modification-dependent protein binding
Source: RefSeq, a predicted model, not a curated record